AGCACAACGAAGAAGAGGCCGCAGCAGCAGUUGCAGGAAAGGCGACGAAGAAGAAGAAUGACAAUAAUGUCGAACGGAAAAUAGAUUGGCCGGAGUCUGUGUAACGAACGUUAAAAUAACCCGUUUACCUCGAAGUAUUGCCAUCGAACAUAGCUGCAUUCUAAUCGCUAAAGUAUGACAGAGCCUCAGUCAGCGCUGUUACUCAGGAGACAGCUUGCAGAGCUGAACAAAAACCCAGUUGAGGGAUUCUCAGCAGGCCUGAUUGAGGAUGAUGAUCUCUACAGAUGGGAAGUUCUCAUCAUUGGUCCUCCAGAUACGUUGUAUGAAGGUGGUGUGUUCAAAGCUCAUCUGACAUUUCCCAAAGAUUACCCUCUCAGGCCACCUAAAAUGAAAUUUAUCACAGAUAUUUGGCACCCGAAUGUUGACAAGAAUGGAGAUGUAUGUAUUUCUAUUUUGCACGAGCCCGGUGAGGACAAGUAUGGUUAUGAGAAACCAGAGGAGCGUUGGCUGCCUAUCCACACAGUGGAAACCAUCAUGAUAAGUGUAAUUUCUAUGUUGGCUGAUCCAAAUGGAGACUCACCGGCUAACGUGGAUGCUGCAAAAGAGUGGAGGGAGGACAGAAAUGGUGCAUUCAAAAGGAAAGUUGCCCGCUGUGUACGGAAAAGCCAAGAGACUGCGUUUGAGUGAUGUUAGCAAGAAUCUAGCUUCAUGUUUCAGGGUCUUAAUUGAAAAUCAAGAUGGCACUGUUUCCUGAACUCUUCCACCCACCGGGCUUAAUUGCCUUUGUUUUGGCAGGAACAGAAUGGCUAUUGUAGGCUACAGCUGAACAUAAUGAUGACUACCAAGGCUGAGAAAACACCAAGCAAGUGCCAACUCCAAAUAAGUAAAACAAACCCAGAAGAUGAUAAAACAUUUUUCAAGUCUAUGAACUGCUCCAACUUUCAGGAAGAUAUUGUAAAGACAUGUAUAUAGCACAGACUAAACUGGAUAAUAUAUAAGCUCCCUUUCCAUCCAUGAAGACUAGACCAAAUGGAUAGCGCUGGUUCACAUAGAAUUUUAUCCACUCUCCCUCUCUCCACUCCAGCAUGCAUUAGUUCUCUUCAGAUUGUUUUAUCAGAAUGUCUUAAAUGGAGAAUCGUGAUCCUGUUGGACGGAUGUCACCUGUGAAGAAGAGAUGAUUCAAGUAAGACAUACAUAAUGUGACUGAUGAAGGUUUUUUUUUCCGUCGUAGUUUACAAAGCUGUUCUCUCAACAAUGUACCUGAAUCAUUUAGUUUGUCCUCGUCUCUUGUAAGUCUUACCAUCUUGACCAGUUGACUUGAGAAAGGCAUACAAGGCACACCUUACAUACCUUUAUGUGCAUGCUAAAUUUUGUUUAUCUUUUUCAAAAGUGCCUCCUAAUAAAAUGCUUGGCCACUUCACCCUGCAUUGAACAAGUGUUAAUAAUGUGGAAAAAGAGGGAGACAUUGUGUACCUACACUAUGUUGGAUUUUACUGAUUAGCCAGUACACAAGAUAUCAUGGAUUGGUAACAUUUUGGUGUAGCAAUAAUCCCCCUAGUAUGAAGUUUCCCCUGUUAAUUUUUCAUAUCCUGAUAAAAUUUGAGGUCCUCCUCUUUAAUAUUCUGUUAUUUUAGCAGCCUCUCUUUUCCUUAUCUGUGUUGUCCUUGGUAAGAAUUGUUAUGCAUGCGUUAGGUUAUUUUUUUUUUUUGCUUUGUAUUUUGCGGAGUGUUUCUGGGAUUACUUUGAGGGGUUGUGUAUACAGUAUGCUUGCCCAUUUUGUUUUAUCAUGCCCUGCCCUGACCCACAGUCUCAUGAUUAUUCUGCUUACUGAACUAUAGCAGUUUGGCCUAAUGUACAAAGACAAAAUACUGGUGUAUAUUUUUCAUGUUAUGAAACCUGUUACCUGUAGUGAGAUCUUCUAAAACAUGACUUGUUUUUUUUUCCAAUA
Solea senegalensis (Senegalese sole) is the source of this 1948-nucleotide messenger RNA. RefSeq names its product ubiquitin-conjugating enzyme E2G 1a (UBC7 homolog, yeast) (gene ube2g1a). Gene Ontology annotation, molecular function: ubiquitin conjugating enzyme activity. Gene Ontology annotation, biological process: proteasome-mediated ubiquitin-dependent protein catabolic process; protein polyubiquitination. The transcript is spliced from 6 exons. The record is from RefSeq and is a predicted model, not a curated record. Lineage: Eukaryota; Metazoa; Chordata; Actinopteri; Pleuronectiformes; Soleidae. The coding region runs from base 175 to 687 and encodes 170 amino acids.